UGGCUAGAUGGAAAAAAAUGCUGAAUUAUAAACCAGAGUUAGUCAUAUCCCGUUAUCUUGGCUAGGUCUCAUAAGUCCCGCAAAGCCCUAUUCAAGGGCCCUUGAUGUUUUUGAUUUUCUCCAAUGGCCUACCGUUUGAAAAUCACUGCUUGUUUUAUGAGGAUGACAUAAGGACUUGGAGGGCACUGAAAUUUUUGGAAGACUCAUAUAGACUGCAUGCAGACAUAAAAUCUGUAAAAGAAUACACGCAGGUCAAAGGAAUGCCUUUGAACGUCAAGAAAUGCACAAAGAUACGACUACGUACGUCAGCGACACAGACAGUAAGUUACCUUCUGUGUGACGAUAAGCCGUCCGGCGCAAACACUCAUUCCAACGGAAAAACUGGAUAUGAUGGUGAAUUACUCAGGUAACGUGGCUGGAAUGAAUGAG
Trichobilharzia regenti is the source of this 429-nucleotide messenger RNA. NCBI's taxonomy places the organism in Eukaryota, Metazoa, Platyhelminthes, Trematoda, Strigeidida, Schistosomatidae. The record is from the annotation of a GenBank genome assembly.